Aspergillus ibericus CBS 121593 is the source of this 982-nucleotide messenger RNA. RefSeq lists its product as uncharacterized. The coding region runs from base 348 to 698 and encodes 116 amino acids. Gene Ontology annotation, biological process: mitochondrial respiratory chain complex III assembly. The transcript has 3 exons. The record is from RefSeq and is a predicted model, not a curated record. Gene Ontology annotation, cellular component: mitochondrial membrane. NCBI's taxonomy places the organism in Eukaryota, Fungi, Ascomycota, Eurotiomycetes, Eurotiales, Aspergillaceae.
GAACUUUUCCCUUUGGGUCUGGGCAGCAGCAGGCAGUCAUCCCGAAUGCCGGUUCGCUUCUCUCAUUGGUGGACGGGGAUAACGGUCUUAAGUUGCGCCACUUGCACUAGCCUCCACUGCUGCGCCACAUCUCGAUCGGCCCUGCCGAAUCCCGUCUGCGCGAUUACAAUGAUGCUGAUGAGCUCCGAUUGACGAACAGACGCACUCACUCGGACAUAUCCCGUCGAUUCAAGACCACAAUCGCCUCGGUAUAUCCACUUUCAGAAGUCAAUUCACCUUUUUGACAUCACUCCCCGACAGCUAGUCCACAAGCAAUUGUUGCCAACGAUCCGAACUCGCCUCUCAUCAUGUCUCGGGCAGGAACGUGGAUGAAGAUGCUGGGCUGCGGUAUCGUUAUCUGUGUCGGUGGCCCAGCAUUCGUCCAAUACAUCCGUCCCACCGACGAAGAACUGUUCAAGCGAUACAACCCCGAUCUUCAGAAACGGAGUCUAGAGGAGGGCGAUCGCCGAGCUCGGGAUUUUGACGAAUAUGUCGGCAAGCUGAAACAAUGGUCCAAGUCUGAUAAGCAUAUUUGGUUCGCAGCCCAGGAACAACAGGAGCAAAAGCGCCUGGAGGUCGAGGCAAACCGGAGUCAGGCCAAGGAAGAUGCCAAGGUCCAACGUGAGGAGAUGAGGAAGGAGUUGUUGGGCGAGAAAUAAUUUAUCGCAUUGCGUCGGCCACGAGGGUAUGGCCUUUCAACGGGAUAAAACCGUCGAGGCUAUCUUCCUCUCGUUACAUACCUCCUCGAUCAACAAAAGGAUGAAGGUGGACUAUCGAUCUCUGCAUCAUCCCUGUAUUUAUACCCAUUUCGUCUCCCUGAGACAUGUCCAAAAGCGUUGUGUGGAAGCAUUUGGCUCAGAAUUAUGUGGAGUUUCGGGGGCUAAGGUCUAUCCUGUAUUAUAUAUCAACGACUGAAUGGAAUUCUACGCUCACAUUCUAUGAU